Trichophyton verrucosum HKI 0517 is the source of this 1191-nucleotide messenger RNA. RefSeq lists its product as uncharacterized. The record is from RefSeq and is a predicted model, not a curated record. Lineage: Eukaryota; Fungi; Ascomycota; Eurotiomycetes; Onygenales; Arthrodermataceae. The transcript is spliced from 2 exons. Gene Ontology annotation, molecular function: aminopeptidase activity. The coding region runs from base 1 to 1191 and encodes 396 amino acids.
AUGCCUAUUCUCUCGGCAGGAUUCAGCCUCAAGGCAACCAUAUUAAUAAUACCUAGGUAUUUGAGAGCCCACAACGUCUCCCCAGUAUUCUAUAAUAUCUGCACAACACAAGUACGUUGUAGCAGGAUUUUAUCACAAUGGCCGAACAAUCAUCCCAGACACCGCGGAUGCGUAUCCGAGAACUUCUACCAACUCUUCAUCUCGGUGACUUCUCUACCGGCCCGCUCAACUCUCACAGACGUACCAGGUGUCAAAGUCAACACCCAAGAGGUCCAUGGCGACGAUGGAGCCAUCAAUACCGGAGUGACAUGCAUCCUGCCUCGCGACAACUGGUCUGAGGAAUUCUGUUACGCUGGCCCGUUCAGUUUUAACAGCGCUGGAGAGCUCACAGGCGCCAAUGUGGUCAAUGAGACUGGGCUGCUAAUUUCGCCUAUCGUCUUGACUGGGACACUCGAGAUAGUAAAGCCAGAACACGUUGUUGCCGGACUGGAGAAUGCAAGCGCAGAGAGAGUCAAGGAAGGAAAUACAGGAGGCGGGACUGGUAUGAUAUGCCAUAGAUUCAAGGCCGGGACUGGGAGCAGCAGUCGAGUCGUCCCUCGCGGAGACGGGAAGCCGGGUGUCAAGGGAUACACUAUCGGAGCCCUCGUGCAGACGAACUACGGUAAGAUGAAGGACUUGCGUAUUGGAGGAGUACCCAUUGGUCGGAUACUCGCUGCGGACGCUGCGAAGGAUGAAGCCAGAAAGGCUGCACUCGAAGACCUUGCGAGAGAGAAGGACCGCAAGGACGGGAGUAUCAUUGUGGUGCUUGCCACCGAUGCACCCUUGCACCCAUUACAACUGCAGCGCAUUGCGAAACGUGCAACAGUUGGCCUGGCCCGAGUUGGGGGUAAUGGCCAUAAUACCUCUGGAGAUAUCUUCCUUGCUUUCUCGACUGGGAAUUCGAUCCCGAACAUGGAUGUUCUCGGACCACGCAAGGGCCCGACACCACUGGCCAUCGAAGUUAUUGACGACAAAACGAUCGAUAAUCUCUUUGAUGCGACUGCAGAUGUGACUGAGGAGGCAAUAUACAAUGCACUUUGCAUGGCAGAGACUAUGACUGGCUACCUAGGGCGAAAAGUCGAGGCACUGCCACUUGAUAGGGUUAAGGAGAUUGUAACCAAGAGUGAUGUGAGCAGCGAGUAUUUAGGCUGA